This is a messenger RNA of Acomys russatus (golden spiny mouse), 2367 nucleotides long. RefSeq names its product SHOC2 leucine rich repeat scaffold protein (gene Shoc2). The transcript has 9 exons. The coding region runs from base 360 to 2108 and encodes 582 amino acids. Gene Ontology annotation, molecular function: protein binding. NCBI's taxonomy places the organism in Eukaryota, Metazoa, Chordata, Mammalia, Rodentia, Muridae. The record is from RefSeq and is a predicted model, not a curated record.
AGGAGGUGAGCGGGGAUGGUGGAGUCCCGGCUCCCCACGGCAGCCCGGGGCGGGAGAGGCGGAGAGGCGCCUGUGGGCCAGCCCUGCUGCUUUCCUGCCUGUCGGGCGGUCGGGCUGGCCGUCGGAAAUCUAAUGAAUCACUGACCGACCAGCACCACUUUGCCAGUUGGAAUGAGUUCUCAGAAUUGGGCGUAGUGCUUUUAGAGCCAACAUGUAACAGAUGGAUGUGACUCCAAGCUCACUACUUCUUCAUGCCAGCACUCUUUUGACUGUAUAGGAUCUUUAUCUCUUCAUCUUUGAUCUGGAUUGCUGGCAAAUAAAAGGGGUUCAUGUAGUGUUUUGUUUAAGCUUGAGUCACCAUGAGUAGUAGUUUAGGCAAAGAAAAAGACUCUAAAGAGAAAGAUCCCAAAGUACCAUCUGCCAAGGAAAGAGAAAAAGAGGCAAAAGCCUCUGGAGGUUUUGGGAAAGAAAGCAAAGAAAAAGAACCUAAAACCAAAGGGAAAGAUGCCAAAGACGGAAAGAAGGAUUCCAGUGCUGCCCAACCAGGGGUGGCUUUCUCAGUCGACAAUACAAUCAAACGGCCAAAUCCAGCACCUGGGACUAGAAAAAAAUCCAGCAAUGCUGAGGUAAUUAAGGAGCUUAACAAAUGCCGGGAGGAGAACUCAAUGCGCUUGGACUUAUCCAAGAGGUCUAUACAUAUACUGCCACCAUCAGUCAAAGAGUUGACUCAACUUACAGAACUUUAUUUAUACAGUAACAAAUUGCAGUCCCUCCCCGCAGAGGUGGGCUGCCUAGUAAAUCUCAUGACGCUGGCUCUCAGUGAGAAUUCACUCACCAGUUUGCCUGACUCUCUUGAUAACUUGAAGAAGCUGCGGAUGCUUGAUUUACGGCAUAACAAACUGAGAGAAAUCCCUUCAGUGGUGUAUAGGCUGGAUUCUCUCACCACGCUCUAUCUUCGCUUUAAUCGUAUCACUACUGUGGAAACGGACAUCAGAAACCUGCCGAAGCUCAUCAUGCUCAGCAUCCGGGAGAAUAAGAUCAAACAGCUGCCUGCUGAGAUUGGUGAAUUGUGUAACCUCAUUACCCUGGAUGUAGCUCACAAUCAACUUGAACACCUUCCAGAGGAGAUUGGAAACUGCACACAGAUAACCAACCUUGACUUGCAGCACAAUGAACUACUAGACCUCCCAGAUACAAUAGGAAACCUGUCCAGUUUAAAUCGCCUUGGCCUGAGAUACAAUAGAUUGUCAGCAAUACCCAGAUCAUUAGCAAAAUGCAGUGCACUUGAGGAGUUAAAUUUAGAGAACAAUAACAUUUCUACCCUGCCAGAGAGUCUUUUAUCCAGUCUUGUAAAACUGAAUAGCUUGACCUUAGCUAGAAAUUGUUUCCAGUUAUAUCCAGUGGGAGGCCCAUCUCAGUUUUCCACCAUUUAUUCCCUCAACAUGGAACACAAUCGAAUCAACAAAAUCCCAUUUGGAAUUUUCUCCAGAGCUAAAGUGUUAAGUAAGCUGAAUAUGAAGGACAAUCAGUUAACAUCACUUCCUCUGGAUUUUGGAACUUGGACCAGUAUGGUAGAAUUGAAUUUAGCCACUAAUCAGCUCACGAAGAUCCCAGAGGAUGUGUCUGGUCUUGUUUCUCUUGAGGUUCUGAUAUUAUCGAACAAUCUUCUAAAGAAGCUUCCCCACGGUCUCGGGAACCUUAGGAAGUUGCGCGAACUAGACCUGGAGGAGAACAAGCUGGAGUCCCUGCCCAACGAGAUCGCUUACCUUAAGGAUGUACAGAAAUUAGUCUUGACAAACAACCAGUUGACCACUCUGCCCAGAGGCAUCGGUCACCUUACCAACCUCACACACCUUGGCCUUGGAGAGAACCUGCUUACCCACCUUCCUGAGGAAAUUGGUACACUGGAAAAUCUAGAAGAACUAUAUUUGAAUGACAACCCUAACCUUCACAGCCUCCCCUUUGAGCUUGCUCUCUGCAGCAAGCUAUCAAUCAUGAGUAUUGAGAACUGUCCACUCAGUCACCUCCCACCUCAAAUAGUUGCUGGAGGGCCUUCAUUCAUUAUUCAGUUCUUAAAGAUGCAGGGUCCAUAUCGUGCCAUGGUCUGAUACAAACUACUGGUCCCACACACUGUUCAAAAAUAGACUGCCAUUAAUGUUUCAUAUCUAUAUCUGUAUCUGUGUGGAUAUUGAUCUAUGGCAGAUUUAUAAAGACUGCAUUAUGUGUUUCUGCUAAUAGAGGAAUCAUAGCCAUUUAGAUUUUUUUUAAUUCUGUAAAAAAAAAAAAGCUUAUAUAAGUUUUCUUUGCUAAAUUUGAUGGAUCUUUUUCUGUUGUGUAAUCUGAUAUGCCAGUUUGUUUAAAAAUCUU